This is a messenger RNA of Cajanus cajan (pigeon pea), 1936 nucleotides long. Its product is annotated as glycosyltransferase BC10. Gene Ontology annotation, molecular function: glycosyltransferase activity. Gene Ontology annotation, cellular component: membrane. The record is from RefSeq and is a predicted model, not a curated record. Lineage: Eukaryota; Viridiplantae; Streptophyta; Magnoliopsida; Fabales; Fabaceae.
AUUCUACAGGUUUCCAAAACCAGCUAUUACUGUUUCUCUCUUUGGCAGGCUCUUUUCAACAAAGCUGUUAUUAUUUCUAGGAUAGCACAAAACAAAAGGCAUAUACGUAUAAAGUGGGCAUCGAGGAGACGGAAAAAGAAAAACUCUCCAAUCCAAUUCCAAAGCCAUCAACUCCUGUUCAAGCCUCUCUUUGUGGCUUAAAAUUGAGCCUUUUCUUCUACCUUUCUCUCUGGACUUUCACAGCUUUCAUUCUGUUCUUUCUCUAUCACCUUCUGCUUGCAGUUUUCAUCAUAUUUUGGAUCAGUAAGUUCACACACUAGGUGAUCCUUAUUGUAUCCAAAACACUUCCAUUUGAUAUUGUUGGUUAUGGUCUUAUGACCAUAGGGAUAUUUUAAUCAGAAGGCAAGUUUGUUGCUGAUAUAGUUUUAAGUGUUUCAUUAGUUCACACACUUAUUUCUAAUUAAUUUUCUUCACAAGUUUUUAAAUUGGGUGCCCAUCAUAUAUACCCAUAUUACAGAAUUAUUAGGGAAAUUUGUGUUUUUAUCCCCACAAAAUGAAGUGCCCAAAUAACCAAUACCCCUUAAACUCUGUUUCCAAGCUUAUGAAUGCUCAAUUCCACUUUGUUCAGAUUCUUACCUAUAUCCUAAUUUUGGCCUUUGGUGUAACCAUUGGAGUUAUCUUUAGUUUCUAUCUUAAAGACUGCAACUUUAGCCUACAAUUCACUCAGUUGUCUCUCUCUUCCUUUCCACGAACGCCACCCUUGCCACCAACAACUAUAGAACCAGAAGUAUAUAAUGAAACUAAAACUCGAACACAAAUUCAAACUCAAACUCAAACUCAAACUCAAACUCAAAUUGAUACUCACGUAGGAUUGAAGGAGUUCCUUAAGCCACCUCAUGUUGUGCAUGAUAUGGAUGAUGAGGAAUUGCUAUGGAGAGCUUCAAUGAGUGCAAAGAUCCCUGAUUACCCGUUUGAUCGUGUUCCAAAAGUUGCCUUCAUGUUCUUGACAAGGGGUCCUGUGUUUUUGGCACCUUUGUGGGAGCAAUUCUUCAAAGGGCAUGAAGGAUAUUACUCAAUUUACGUGCAUUCCAAUCCUUCAUACAAUGCAUCACGCCCGGAGAGUCCAGUGUUUCAGGCUCGGAGAAUUCCCAGUAAGGAAGUGGAAUGGGGUAACGUGAACAUGGUCGAAGCAGAGCGUCGCUUGCUGGCGAAUGCACUUCUUGACAUCUCAAACCAACGUUUUGUACUGUUGUCAGAAUCCUGCAUACCACUCUUCAACUUCUCAACCAUCUACUCUUACUUGAUGAACUCUACCCAAAACUAUGUCAUGGCUUUUGAUGAUCCCAGUCCUGUUGGCCGAGGCCGUUACAGCAUCCAGAUGUUGCCCGAGAUCUCCCUCAAGCAAUGGAGAAAAGGGUACCAAUGGUUUGAAAUGGACAGAGGGCUUGCACUCGAUGUAGUAUCUGACAGAAAAUACUUCCCAGUUUUUCAAGAGUACUGCAGAGGGUCAUGUUACGCAGAUGAACAUUACUUGCCAACGUACGUGAGCAUCAAGUUCUGGGAGGGGAAUUCAAAUAGGAGUUUGACUUGGGUUGACUGGUCAAAGGGUGGUCCUCACCCAUCUAAAUUUUUGAAAUCAGAUAUUACUGUUAAGUUCUUGGAGAGUUUAAGGAAUCAUAAAUGCAAGUAUAACGGAGACAGCACCAAUGCUUGUUUUCUGUUUGCUAGGAAGUUCGCUCCUAGUACUCUGUCAAAGCUCAUCAAGAUUGCACCUAUGGUUAUGCAUUUCUAAUACUACGGUAGGUGAAAAACACAAGUAUAACCAAUUAUUCAAUUCAUUCUUUUAGCAUGUAAGCCUUUUAAUUACCUCCGGUGUAGAAUGUAGAACUUGUUUCAUCAAAUACCAUUGGAUCUCUGUUAAUGAGUUUUACUAUUG